Staurois parvus is the source of this 510-nucleotide messenger RNA. Lineage: Eukaryota; Metazoa; Chordata; Amphibia; Anura; Ranidae. The record is from the annotation of a GenBank genome assembly.
GGAGGAUCUGCGCAUGCUCAAUACGGUCACCCUUCUUCAUUCUCUCCCCGCCAAGUAUCACCUGUGUGUCAUUCUUGUAUCCCCUGUGUGUCCACCUUAACCAGUAAAAUGUACGCCUGCGUCAAGCUUAUGUCCAACCCAACUUUGGUGAGGAAUGGUGCUUGUCUUCUUUGCAGACCACUUUCCAGUACCGUGCUGAGCAGCCCUGUAUUCAAGACAGAGCAGUCUCAGGUGGUGGCACUGGUUCCAUCUCGAGGGAUCCAAACCAGUGCAGUGUGCCAGGACAUUGAUACUGCUGCUAAAUUCAUUGGCGCUGGAGCUGCCACUGUAGGUGUGGCUGGUUCUGGAGCUGGUAUUGGUACAGUAUUUGGAAGUCUCAUUAUUGGAUAUGCCAGGAACCCAUCCCUUAAACAGCAACUGUUCUCCUAUGCUAUCCUGGGUUUUGCACUUUCUGAAGCUAUGGGACUGUUCUGUCUCAUGGUUGCUUUCCUCAUCCUGUUCGCCAUGUGA